CUAUUGCUAUCUACAAUUGGACCAUUCCACAAAUUAAAAAGUGUAGGCUAUAUGAUGGUGGUGACUUGCACUUGUGACUUCAAAUCAAUAAUCAAUUGAAGACAAGCUUACAUAUUGUACAUUCACCACUUAUAAAAUCAUGCAGAUACAGGUCCAAAGCUUCCUGUUUGCCUCAAAUAUCAGAAUGGGGAGAUAACGUGAUCUCGGUGACUUUGACCAUGGCACAGAAUGGUGUGGAAAAACAGAAAACAUCCAGUGAGCAGCAGUUCUGCAGGCAGAAACUUCGGGCCUUGUGGACGAGAGAGGUCAACGGAGAAUGGCCAGACUGGUUUGAGCUGACAGGAAGGCUACGGUAACACAAAUAGCCAAUCUGUACAACCAUGGUGAGCAGAAAAGCAUUUCAGAAUGCACAAUACCUUGAACCUUGAGGCGGAUGAGCUACAACAGUAGAAGACCACGUCAGAUUCCAUUCCUCUUAGCCAAGAACAGGGAUCUGAGGAGACAGUAGGCACAGGCUCACUUGAAGAGUGAAAAAGUGUCGCCUGGUCUUAAUGAUUUAAAUGAUCAAUUUUAAUCUGAAAGCCUAAAACAGUAGAGCUCAAACAUAUGCCUCUCUUUUAUUUAUUUAUUUUAAUUUUCUGCUACAGGAAAGUAGGGAGGAAGUGUGCACAAAUGAUAGUAGGUUAUUAAUAACUUUUAAAUGAUUUCUAACAAACUCAGUAUCACUAUAACUCAGCUCUAGCAUUUGUCCACAAACAGGAAUGAAUCCUGGAUUAAUGCACUGGAUUCUCCUAUAAUUGUCCUACAACUUUAUAAACUCUUAACAAACUGUCAAAUUUGCAAAAGUUUUGAGUCGAACGGUGCCAUUGCACAAAUAAUUUGGGGCUUUAAUUUUGAAAUCGCAAGCGUCAUUUCCUGCUGCAGCAGUUUAGAGCACCCUACCAUCAUGUCUCUUGCACUGAAAUGUGUCUAUAUAAAAGCACGAAGUGUUAGUUUUUAGUCAGGUAAUGUAGCUGUGUGAACUGUUGACAGGUUAUAGAAGUAAAAACGGACUGUGUGAGACAUGUGGCGACUCAAAGCAGUGCGACACAAAUCUAGUGUCUCUGUUAAAGAUUUGGAGGAGUUUAAGCAGAAGAGAAGAGAACAUGAAAAAGGUAUGUGGUGUUUUUCUUUUUCUUUUUUUUGGUAUUGUUUAAAUACAAGCAUGCAUAGAGUAUCUGUGUAUAUUAUGCUUCUGUUGUUGCUCCUCAACCCCUGUGUAGUCCUGAGACAGGCCAGGAGAGACAGACAGCUGGUCAGUAAGAGGCUUCUGCUGAAUGAAGAAGAGCAGGAGAAAGAGCUGAUGGAAACAAACUGUGCUCCUCUUUCUCAAGACCAGAUUCGGGAGAUGUUACACAAUGUGCAGCAUGGUGGAGAAGAGAAAGCUGCUCAUCUGGCUAUGCUGAGAAAGGCACUCAGAGACCCUCAAACUCACCUCAUCUUCACUAAACUGGAGAACAGCAUGUAUGUGCUGGUUGGGCAGCUCAGCGGACACAAUGCUCAGUGCCAGCUGGAGGCAGUGUGGUGUCUUUAUGAGCUCUCUAGCUCUUCUCACCCUGGUGUGGGGCAGUCGUGCUUGUCUGCAACUCCAUAUCUUCUCACAUAUCUCUCCAGCCCGAGUGCCAAACUCACAGAGCUUUGCCUGUACACAUUAGGGAACCUGUGGCCGGAUGGUGCUGUAGUAAAAGAGAAGCUGCUGGUCCAGGGGAUGGUGCCUGCUCUGGCUAACUGCAUUCAGAAUCAGAGAUGUAACUUGGCGGUGAUGGAGGCAGUGGGCUUUACAUUGUCUCAGCUGCUUCAGGAUAAUGAUGCUGCAGACAAAGUUAUUCCGAUGGUCAUGACCUCUGGUUUGGUUCCUCAUUUGAUUUCACUUCUGACUCCAGAUCCAGAGUUUGGUAUGGGAGCCGCCAUCGAAUGUGCCUGGUGUUUACAUUAUAUAAUAUCACGUAUUACUGAUACCUCCACGUUGAUAACUGAAGGACUCCUCUCACAGUGCAGUAACCUUCUGAUUACACUAGGAGGGGCUGUUGCUAAAGGACGCACUGACGACUGUGUAGAAUUGCUGAUCUGGCCCCUGCUGCGCUGCCUGGGUAAUAUGUUGGCCAGCGGGGUGCGUGAGCCUGCAGGAUGCUCAGCGGGCGUAGAGGAUGUCCGUCUCUUAGCUGCUCUAUGUGUGUUCAGCCAGACGUACCUAACCUCCCACUGCGCUCUGAGCAGGGAGAGCCUGUGGGUCCUCAACAACCUCACAGCUGGUUCACUCGUGCUUUGUUCAGCUGUGCUGUUCUUGAAGAUGGUACCAGAUCUUCUGCAGCUUUUACCCUUUUCUAAUGGAAUCAAUACCAUGGUGCUAAGGGUUCUGGGUAAUGUUGCCCAUAAUGGUCCUGGAUACUGUAUUCAGCUGACGCAAGCAGGUCUGCUCUCUGUCCUCUGUGCCACACUCAAAAUGGCUGAUCCAGACAUAGUAACGCUGAGCCUGGAGGUGCUGCAUUUGCUCACUGCUAGUAGCCCACAGAUAGCUGAAGAGUUUAUCAGGCUGGAUGGCAUUCCUCUACUAGAAGCAAUUCAAUAUAACAGUGAAGAAGCGCAACGUCUUAGAGCAUCUUGCAUCUUAGACUACUACUUGCAUGCUCACUAAAUGGUUAGUACAGCCAUUUAGUACUGUGAUAAGGUCAUUAGUAUACAGUCAGCAUGUGUACAUGAGAGAAACACAUAAGUCUAUGGACAUGCAGUCCAAUCCAAAACUAUUGGAACAGCAAGGCCAGUUCAUUUGUUUUUGCUGUGAACCGAAGGCAUUUUGGUUUGAGUUCCAAAUAUUAAUAUGAGAAGAGAGUUUCGAAUUUCAGCGUUUAUUCCCUGGUCUUUAUAUGUAGACGUGUUAAACGACAUAGAACAUAGCACAUUUUAUAUCCGACCACCCAAUUUGUAGGCGAGCAAAAAUAUUGGAACAUGUGACGAACAUGUGUUUCUUGUUACCCGGAUGCAUCCUGUUAGAUAGAUUGUUUAAACAGUAAACAGCUCUGAACAUCUGCUCAUAGUUUUCGCUGUCAGUUUCACCUGUGAAGACCGCAUAUCUUGUUAAUAAGGAUAAGCCAACAUGAAGACCAGAGAGCUAUCUAUGGGAGUAAAGCAAGCCGUUUUGAAGCUGAGAAAAGAGGCAUUGCACAAACAAACCCAAAAACAAGUCAGCGACAUCAACAACAACCUUCACAGAGCAGGGGUGAAGGUAUCAAAGAAUCCACCAUUCGAAGAAGAUUUUGAGAGCAGAAAUAUAGAGGCCGUACCACAAGAUGCAAACCACUCAUCAGCAGUAAGAAUCGGAAAGGCCAGAUUGGAAUUCACAAAGAAGUACAGAGAUGAGCCACUUCAAGACUUGCUAUACAUUUGCUCGCCUAGAAAUUGGGCGGUCUGAUACAAAAGGUUCUAUGUUUUAUGUUGUUUAACACAUCUAGAUCUAACUGAAAUCCUUCACUCUCGUUUCAUGUCUAUCUUUUGAUAUCAAACCCAAGUGUCUUGUACAGUGUGCACACACAAAAAGAUCUUGGUCUUACUAUUCCAGUAGUUUCAGAGGGGACAGUAUAGAGAUGUGCUGGUUAAUUAUCUGUUGUCUUUUUUUUCCCCCUUGAUACAGUUUUGCAUCACCAAAUCAAUUUGUUGAACAGUAGUCCAUGCAGCCUUAUUGAAAGCAUACCCAGUUACAGACCGAUAUGUGUAAUAAUAUAAUAUAAUAUGUGUAGCCAUGUUGGCCCUCACUAUACAGCACAAUGUUGUACCAAUGGACAAAAUGACAAAGAGCCAACGUUGGCCCAGCGGCAGUUUGCUACUCGGGUAAUGUCCUCACUGCUGCGUUGUUGCAAGCCGGUAUUUGGGUCAAUUUGGAAACUUAAGUCUCAUCCCAAAGCAGUUGUCAGUAUGCAUUUUUAACAUUUAUUAUACAGGUCCCUCAUGACUGAUGUGAUGACAACCAUUCACGACCUGCACACCUUAGAGGUUUAAAGAUAGGACAAUAUAUAAAUAUUUUUACAUUUGUACUGUUUUAUUUGAUGUAUUAUUGUAUUACGUCUUACUAAUGUAUAUCUUGCAUAUUUUCCAAAACAUUUUGUAAAUAAAGGUUUUUACGUUCGCACGUAUACAAUGUCUAAGACUCGGAUGAUGGUUGAAGAGGCAGCAAUACAGGAGAAAGUGGAACUGACGUUUAGGACUUUUAUUUUGAAUUUACGUUGUGUACAGUAUGUACACCAUCAAUAAAAGGAAAGUUACAACCACAAAUCAAACAAUUCAGUCAGGUUUAACCCCUGAAAAUAAAGAAAGGGUUAACUAAUCGGACAACUUGGAAAAACAGACCAAAACCACGUCCUUAUGGUCUGAAUAACUAACUGCUCUUUUAACUCCUCCAGCUGUUAGGACACUGAGAUGGUUAGCGCUGAACACCGAUUGUUCCUAAGACAAAACAUAAGAAAAAUUCAAAUUCUUAAAGAGAAAGUUCUUAAAAAUCAUGAUAAAUAUCUUCUUUAAGUCAGGAUAACUGCCAUCUUGUCGUGGAUCCCCAAAAGGUAAGAUUUUUUAUUAAUUUAUUGGGUUGUUUCAUAUGUUAAACAUUUACAAAAUUCUAAAACUUGCAACAUAUAAUAAAUACUGUAUAAUUACUACACUAUUUUGUUUGCAAUUGUUUUAUAUCCCAUUAGAGCAGAGGGAAUUUCCUGAUAUUUUUUUUUUUAACAAAAGUUCAAAAGGUUAAACAAUAAAGACAAUUUUUCACAGCCCUCUUUGUUCAUAUUUACCAAGGGUGUCAAUAGUAGUGGAGGGCACUGUAUAUUCCUGUUAUACAACAAUAAUUUGUCAACAAUUAAAAUGUUACAGUUUUUAUUAGUUUAUAUGUUUUGGAACAUCUGCGAAAUAGUUGGUUCCUGCUUUGAAUUUUGAAGCUUUUAAAGUUUUUACAGAACUUGGAAUGCAAGAAAACUUGCUGGCUGUUAGAAAUGUUAAAUAAACAUUAGUCCAUAGUCCAUUUUUGUUGGUUUUUCUUUUGUAUUUUCCCACCUACUGGCUGUGUGUGUGUUUUCAUAAUUGAAUUUUAUGCUUUCUUCAAUUCUCUGUAGGUU
Messenger RNA from Ictalurus furcatus (blue catfish), 5138 nucleotides. It is a transcript of the gene tmco6, whose product is annotated as transmembrane and coiled-coil domains 6. Lineage: Eukaryota; Metazoa; Chordata; Actinopteri; Siluriformes; Ictaluridae. Gene Ontology annotation, molecular function: protein binding. The transcript is spliced from 12 exons. The record is from RefSeq and is a predicted model, not a curated record. The coding region runs from base 1064 to 2674 and encodes 536 amino acids.